CAGCCUGCACAAUUGACUGAUACUUAACCAAUGUAAAAUAUAACCAUUAAUCUUUUUUAAGUAUUUAUACAACUAGCUAUUUAUUUUAGAGAACUUUGAUACGCUCAAGGAAACAGUCGAUUAAUUUUAAAAUAAGCAAUAAUGUUAUUAAUGUUAAAUCGGUGUAUAUUUCGUGGCCAGAGUAAGAAGUUGUGGGCCAGAAGUUAUACAGCAGCAGUGGACGCACAACAGGAAUUAGCAUUAAAGGAAAAUUGUAUAUUAGUGGACGAUAAGGAUAAGGCAAUUGGUUACAGUAGCAAAGAAGACUGCCAUCGUGUGAAUAAACAAACUGGCGAUAUAAAAUUGCAUCGUGCAUUUAGUGUGUUCUUAUUUAAUUCAAAGGGAGAGAUGUUGGUUCAGCGGCGUUCGACGCAUAAGAUCACAUUUCCCGAUACAUAUACAAACGCCUGCUGUAGUCAUCCGCUGCAUGACAUUGAUUUAGAACGGGAAGAAUCGAAUGCAAUAGGCAUACGAAGAGCUGCCCAACGACGUCUCAAUUAUGAACUAGGUAUACCACAAGAACAAAUACAACCAGAAUAUUUUCAUUACUUAACGAGAAUACAUUACAAGGAUUGCGGAGAUGGCGUGUGGGGUGAACACGAAAUCGAUUAUAUACUAUUUUUGCAAAAAGACGUUGACCUAAAUCCAAAUGAGAAUGAAGUCAGUGAAGUGCGUUAUAUUAAACGCACUGAAAUUGAUGAAACUGUGUCAAAAUUCAACGCUCCACUCACACCUUGGUUUAGACUUAUUUUAAGGAGUAAACUCAAAGAGUGGUGGGAUAAUUUGCAUAACUUGAAUCAGUAUGUGGACACAAAUGCCAUACACCGCUUUUCGAGAUAAAUAAUAAUUAUACUGUGCAUUUACAUAUUGGAAAAAUUUCACAUGAAAUAUUUUUGUUUAUGGUAAUUAGUUUUGUUAUCUUAGUACUUAAAAAAAAAAUUAAAGUAAAAGCAUUAGUCACGGGAGCCAUUUAAAUACUUUACUUUAUAUACAUAUACUGUAAUAUAAAACACAUAAAAGUGUGCUCGAAUUUAUGAAGACUGGCUUGUACUUCUAAACGAAUUUUGUUGUGAAAUUUUCCACAGUUAAUUAAAGGGUGUAUUGUAUAUAUUAUGCGAGUUAUAAUUUUACUCAACUCUAUCGUUCCCAACCAUUGUAUAUUUCAAUGUGUGCGUAAUUUUUCUGGCAACUAACGGUUGAUUAAAAGAUGUUAUAGUCAUUGAUUAAGAUGCAUAUGGUUAUACCAAAGAGGACAAACGCCCAAAUGGUGUAACACCAAAGAGCUUUUAUAAAAAGAGUUUAGUUGGGUGUGUUUUUUUGAUUUUAUGAAAAAUGAAUAAAAAAGAGCGAUAAGUCACAUUUCAGUUUUUAUUUUAUAUUUUAUGUUUGUAUGUAUACAAUUUGUAUUUGUUUAUGUAUAUUUAUGUAAAUAACAAUAAAGUACAAUUGUUUAGUAAAACGAUCACA
Messenger RNA from Bactrocera neohumeralis, 1506 nucleotides. RefSeq names its product isopentenyl-diphosphate Delta-isomerase 1 (gene Idi). Gene Ontology annotation, biological process: isopentenyl diphosphate biosynthetic process; isoprenoid biosynthetic process. Lineage: Eukaryota; Metazoa; Arthropoda; Insecta; Diptera; Tephritidae. The coding region runs from base 142 to 879 and encodes 245 amino acids. Gene Ontology annotation, molecular function: isopentenyl-diphosphate delta-isomerase activity. Gene Ontology annotation, cellular component: cytoplasm. The transcript has 2 exons. The record is from RefSeq and is a predicted model, not a curated record.